Molecule: messenger RNA, 864 nt
Organism: Phodopus roborovskii (desert hamster)
Lineage: Eukaryota; Metazoa; Chordata; Mammalia; Rodentia; Cricetidae
Product: vomeronasal type-1 receptor 4-like
Biological process (GO): G protein-coupled receptor signaling pathway
Cellular component (GO): membrane
Molecular function (GO): pheromone receptor activity
Source: RefSeq, a predicted model, not a curated record
AUGGACUCCAGAAACUUGGCUAUAGGAACAGUAAUCUCACUUCAGAGUACAUUAGGAAUUCUGGGAAACGUAUCUUUUCUUUUUCACUAUCUACUAAUUUACUACAGCGAACAGACAUUAAAGACUGUAGACUUAAUUCUUACACACGUGUUCACAGCAAAUUCCUUAAUCAUUCUUUCUAGAGGAGUGCCCCAGAUAAUGAGAGCUUUUGAGUGGAAAAGGUUCUUCAGUGAUGUUGAAUGCAAACUUAUUUUAUAUAUUUAUAGACUUGGUAGGAACAUGUCCAUCGCUACAACCUGCCUCUUAAGUGUCUUCCAGGCCAUUGCCAUCUGCCCUAGUGUCCCCUAUUACAAAGAUCUUAAAAUUAAAUUACCAAAAUAUAUUCACCUCUCCAUUUCAUUUUUUUGGAUCCUGUACAUGACAGUAAAUAUUGUUUUACCCAUGUAUACAUCUACCCAAAGAAAUGGUGAAAAUAAGACAAAAAAGACAUAUUUUGAAUUGUGUCACUCUCUCAGUCAUGACAAAAUAGUAGAUUCAUUGUACACAGCAUUUUGUGUGUUCCCUGAAGUAUUAUUUUCUAUACUUAUUGUAUGUUCCAGCAUCUCCAUGAUUGUCAUACUUUAUAGACACAAGAAAAGGAUUAAAUACAUCCUCAACACUCACGCCUCCACUAGAAUUUCCCCCGAAUCCAGAGCCACACAGAACAUCCUUGUCUUGGUUUGCACCUUUCUACCUUUUUAUACCGUCUCCUCCAUUUUACAGGGCUACAUGGCUCUUGCCCAUGAUUCCAAUUUGUGGCUAAUUAAUAUCACAACCAUCAUUUCCGUGUUUUCCUACUUUAUGCCCCUUAGUGAUGAGACAUGA